Molecule: messenger RNA, 4052 nt
Organism: Acanthoscelides obtectus
Lineage: Eukaryota; Metazoa; Arthropoda; Insecta; Coleoptera; Chrysomelidae
Source: the annotation of a GenBank genome assembly
UUAAUAAUUCAAGUCUCUCCGAUCUCCGCCUAUGACUCCAUAUAAAAUCGUCUAAUGGUAAGGUUUUUUCAUCGCAUUUCCCCCUUUCGUCCCUAGCAAUCUUUGGCUGGUCGAUCAAUAAGACCGCUUACCGCUUGCUUGUGCUUGUGCCGGGCCGGUGUUGAGUCACGCAUUCUGACAUACGCGCAGGCAAGAACCAAGAACCCUAUGCAAGAACCGUUUGGAAAAGACUCGACAGCAUACCUACGCGAACCGCUGCUACUUGCGGUACGACGAUAUUUGGGCGGUCGAGUGCGUGCGAAAACGGUACCAAAAGUGAACCAACUGCUACUGUGAUACGACUCGCGUGACAUGGACCGACGUGCGGGUGUACGAAAGGUGGUGGCUAGGUGACAUAAAGGUUGAUAUGGACUGAGGCAAAGAACAUGUGGACUUUUUGGCUUAUUCUUUCCCUGAUAGUUUUAGGUUUUCUCCUGCCUUCAAUCGAUGCUUUACAACUAAAGAGCUACAUCUCUGGCCAUGGACUUCAUGGUACGAUUACCUUUGCGAAGGUAGAUGCUGGAAUAAAAAUCACUACUGAUCUCAAACCCACGCUAGAAUAUCCUAAUCAAAUAUGGUCUUGGUAUAUCACGGAGUUCCAGGUUGAUUAUUCCGAACUUGAAAAUAGGUGUACAAAUGAGAAAUUAGGCAAACGACUAGUUAAUCUAGAAGAUAUAUUUGGUUACCUGUUUAUACCAGACAAUUCUACAACAGAAUUCACAACAGAUAAAAUUCAUUUAACUGGACCGACUGGGCUAUAUGGAAAAUCACUCCUGCUGAUGAAUGUGGAAACGAAUGGAGUCAUCUGUGCCUCAGUAUUUCUAGCAGACAAAUCGAAGGAAAAUAGCGCAACGGCCAGGUUCAGUAGUCCCGUAUCCGGAAAUGUACACUUCCGGUGGCUCCGGUCAAACGAUAGUUCCCACAAUGACCUAAUGAUAACGGCUGAUUUGUACCACGUGCAUAAUAAAGAAAACGUCAGCAAGUCGUUACAAUAUACAGAACAUUCGUGGAAGGUAUACGUCACUGAUGUUCUUGAAUCUGAUAAUGACAGGCAUGAAGACAACUGCAAUAUCCUACAACUGGUAUUCGAUCCUGACGACAGAGGCUCGGGAAAGAGCGUGGGGGAUCUGGAUUCUAGACUAGGAAAGCUCAAAGUUUCGCGAAAUUACAACAGAUAUAAGUUCAAAAAGUUGUAUAGAGACACCGAACUAGAUCUAAAUCCUGGACCGCAAAGAUCACUAUAUUUAGUGCUUUUUGAGAGUAAACACGAAGACGUAUUUCUUGCUUGUGCCAAAAUACGCUACGAUAAGUCUAUAGGAGCUAGAGUUAUCAUCCAGUCUGGUGGAAUAAAGGGCGACAUUCUACUUACGCAGCACUCAAAAUUCGAGCCAACAUUCUUACACUUCAAUUUAACAACUUCAAGAGGGGAUCUCGAAACUCGGAUUGUAUACAGCUCAACAGUUGCUGGAUAUAAGAUACAUGAGUUGCCAGUGAAACCAGCUAAGAGUGUUGGGCAAAACGAAAAUUCGUGUUUGACCACCAAAUUCAUCUACAAUCCCUUGAAAAUUGACUUGAACAGUAUGCCUCCAAAUGGAUAUGGUACACAAGAGCAGUACGCUGUAGGUGACCUCUCUGGGAAAUUACUGGGGCGAAAUAAUGAGACUCUCCUGGUACCUGGAGGGCAAGAGUUGAGUGGAGAUUACUGGGAUGCUUUUUUACCUCUUCAAGGCAGACACUCAGUUGUACAUCGAUCUUUAGUUAUUUACAAGAACACUCAUUAUCCAGAAUCACAUUUACUAGCAGAUCCAUGGAUUUGCGGUAGCAUAAUUUUAUAUGAAACACCGGACUUCAAACAUCCGAAAAAGAUCUUCACAGCACAAGCUUCUUUCCGGUAUCCUACGGUCGGUCGUAUGAUAAUGCGUCAAGCUGCCGAAGAACCUUGGGCUGACACUACCGUUUUGGUGGAAUACUUGGUACAUGCUGAUGGCGCAGCUUUAAACGACUCUAUGGGUCACAGAUGGGCGGUUCAUGAUCAUUCUCCCGGAAAGGACUUUUACAGUUGGCAAAAUAGGUGUCUUAGUGCAGGAGAGGUUUAUAAUCCGUAUAAGGUUGACUUCGACAAUAAAACCACUCCACCCUUAUGCAACAUAGACGCAAUAGGUCAUUGCAGAUUGGGCGACAUAUCUACUCGGCAAGGCAUGAUCGACAUAGCUGGAAAGAUAGCAGACAGCGACAAGAUAUCUAGAAAGAUGUGGACGGACACCUUACUGCCUCUUACUGGACACUACAGUAUCCUAGGAAAGUCCCUAGUGCUCUACGACGACUUUGGCCCCAAGGCAAGAGGGGAACGAUUAGCGUGCUCUUUAAUUGGAGGUGUCUACAGAAGAAAGGCAGUGGCAAGAGAUUGGUUCCCGAACGGAGUUGAACUAGCUGUUAAAGGAAAAAUCGAAUUUUUGCAACAGACUGAAUACGAUAUCACGGACGUCGAAGUUAACAUAGAGGGAUUGAAAGAUGCGAGUGGAUACCAUAUUCAUAUGACACCAGUGGAAGAAGACCUUCAAUUUCCUUGUGAAGACACCUCCCUAUAUGGACACUGGAAUCCAUUGAAUGUAGAUCCUGCUUCUUCGCCUAGGGCUUACCAGGGAACACCAGAUCAGUAUGAAAUGGGAGAUCUUAGCGGCAAAUUUGGCAGCCUGGACAAUCAAACCACUUAUAAUACAUACUACAAUGAUACGCUGCUUACUCUGUUUGGACCAAGAAGUGUUUUAGGAAGAUCUAUAGUUAUACAUAAGAAGGAUACUCGACGAUGGGUAUGUUCUACUAUUGAGAGAGGCUAUAGCCCAUCAGAAGCAAGAGAGUUGCGAGCUAUUGCGUCAUUCCACAACCCAAAUGGACAUGCAUUUGGUUAUAUGAAAAUGAGACAGUUGAUAUAUAAUGAUGGCAGUGCUAGUGAUACGACCAUUGAAGUUAAGCUGAGACAUCCUGGAAAAAAUGAUCGUAAUGUUACAAGGGAUCAUAACUGGGCCAUAUAUGUCAAUCCAGUUGGUGUAGAUGCUACUGUCAAGACAUUAAAUACACGAUGCGUUGCUGGCGGUUAUGUCUGGAACCCCUUUUUCACACAAUUAGCAGACCCUCUGAACGAUGAGCUGUACCGACAAGAAUGUGGUCCAGAAAACCCAUUAAGGUGUCAUGUAGGUGAUCUCUCGGCUCGUUUAGGAACCAUUGAUAUUGGAGUCCAAAGGAAGAUAUUUACAGAUGCAAAUUUCCCAUUAGAGGGUGAAGUCAGUGCGGUAGGAAGAUCAAUAGUCAUCAUGACUCCCAACAAAGGUGGAGAAAGGUAUGCCUGUGCAAAUAUAGAGCCUGAUUAUGACAUCAUAAAGUAUGCCAAUAUCGAAAGACCACCAAGAUUUGUUGUUGCACAAUUUAUUGAAGACAUAAGAGAAGUUAUGGGUAUCCCAGAGUGGUUUCUAACAGUUGACAGUAGACAGACGAAAUCUCUGCAUAAUGAUGCAUGUGUUCAAAUCCUUCUGCAUUUCAAGGGACCAAUUGCAAGCAAAUUGGAGCAAGAUUUCAAUAGACUACUAAGCUUGGGAAAGCUGGAAGCUCCCAGUUUGUACAUUCCUGGGUACAUACCAAAGAAACGAAAAUCCAAGAUUGCUUACAAGCAAUGUGGGGCGAGAGAUCCAAAUGAGAAAAGUAAAAGGAGGCAAAGCUUCUUCUUUUUAUCAUCAAGCAGUGUCAGCUAUAUCAGGACUGAUGUUAAAUUAGCUUUAAUUUUGCUUUUAAGUUAUUUAUUUGUAUAGAUGUAAAUAAUGUUUAGUGAAUUGUAUUUUUUAUAUUUUUGGUACUUUCAGAAUGUAUGUGUCGAUUUUUUUUAAAAUAAGAAGUGAAGUGAACAGAUAUAUGUAGUAAGUGAAAUGUACUAUUAUGAUCCAUGUACAAAAAGUAUAAAACAGAUCAAAUAAAAACAGUGUGAGACAAAAAUAUACACUUAAAUCUUGAAGAUAUGGCAG